AUGGCUGGUGUAUGUCAGCUGGCAUUUGUGUGGUUUUUGGUACUUUCUGGCACAGCUUCUGCAGCUGAAAUUUUGUCUGAAGUUGAUGUGGUGUUAGAGAAACCUCGUCUGGUAUGUGGAGAGGAAAGUCUGCAAUAUUGGAUCCCCAAUGUGAUACACGAUGAGAAGACACUCAGGUUAUCUGCUCAAGAUAAGUAUGGAAAGCUACAGCCCUUUCAAAAUGAUUCCAGCUGUGGACUCUGGGUCAAUAAAGAUUAUGAAGGAUCAUUAGUAAUAUGUGCUGAUUAUAGAGGAUGCUAUGUAAAAAUGGACCUUGAUCAUGUCAUGACAAUCUAUCUUGAACAGUAUGUGAAAGGACAAUGGGAAGUCCUCAGUACAGAAGAACUGAGGUGUCCACUGGAUCAAGUGAUGGAUGCACCAAGCCCCAGUGUAUGCUCUUCUGUCCAGAGGGAAAACAGACUUCCCUGUGCAACUCUUUCAAUCUCCCAAGAGGCCUGUCACCAGGCAGGCUGCUGCUAUGAUCAAAGUGAUCUAAAUACCCCUUGUUACUAUGGAAAUCAAGUUACUGCUCAGUGUUCUGUAGAUGGUCAGUUGACAGUUGCUGUGUCCAAGGAUGUUACUUUGCCGCAGCUCAUUCUAAGCUCUGUCAGAUUUACCAGAGGACAAGGAUCUGGAUGUCUGCCAGUGAAGCAGAAUGAUGCGUUUCUCCUGUUUCAGUUUCCUUUGUCAGAUUGUGGGACUCAGCGUAAGGUGGAUGGUGCAAAUGUAGUGUAUGAAAAUGAUAUGGUUGCAGACAGGGAUGUUAGAACAUGGCUUGGUGCAUCUAUCACCAGGGACAGCACUUUAAGAGUACACAUUCAAUGUAACUUUGCAGCCAGUGCUUCUCUCCCAGUAAGGGUAGAUGUCUUCACCCUACCACCACCAUCUCCAGCCUCUAGCGCUGGCCCUUUUAUGCUAGAAAUGAGGAUUGCAAAAGACACCAGCUAUCGCCAGUACUAUGAAGAUGGAGACUAUCCCUUGGUUAAAGUACUAAGAGAACCAGUAUUUGUAGAAGUUAGGAUACUACACAGAAGUGACCCGACUAUAAAUCUUGUGUUGAACCAGUGCUGGGCUACAACAUCAGCUAAUCCUCUUCUGCAACCUCAAUGGCCAGUUCUGGUUGACAGGUGUCCAUUCACUGGUGACAACUAUCAAACCCAGCUAGUGCCCAUUGGGAGUUCUGCAAAUCUGGCUUUUCCAUCUCAUUAUGAACGUUAUAUGAUGAGUACCUUCACAUUUGUGGAUCCCAGCUCUCAACAAGCUCUUGGUGGAAUGGUGUAUUUACACUGCAGUGCUUCUGCAUGUGUAGCUUCUUUACUGGACUCCUGUCAAGCGUCCUGUGGAACUUCUAGAAGACAAAAAAGAGCAGAGGACUUGGUUUUGGAACAAAAUACAAGAUCAAUGGUGACCUCUAAAGGGCCAGUGUAUUUUCAGAUGAAUGAUACAGAAAUGCCAGCCUACAAAGAAGAGUCUAGUGAUGCUGCUUACAUGCUGCAGUGGAGCAGAGCUGUUGUCGGUGUUCUAUGUGUAGCUACAGUUGCCCUUAUUAUUGUUUGGCUGUGGAAUGGCCAUGUGAACGUGCCAAAACCAUCUUUUAAUAAAUUAUAUUCACAGGAUAAUAUUAACCAAGACGCUAAGAAUAAAUUCUGGGACAAUUUUAUUAUUCCAAAGAUUCAACUGGAUCAAUUGCUUAUGCUUAAUAAGGAUAUAUCAAUUGAGGAAAUUAUACAAGCUAUUCAGAGCUCUGUAAAUGGAAAGGCAAUUGGUCCAGAUCAAAUGCCAAUUGAGUUGUACAAAGUCCUGCAAGACGAUAUCCCCCCCAUCCUUAUCAGUCUAUAUCAGAUUCUGAAUAAGAGUUUUCAUUACAAUACUACCGAGGUUGUUAAAGCUGAACUACUGAAUAUCAAUAUUCACAACUUUACUCAUUGUGAUUUUGUGACUCAAAACGAACUUUACUCAAUCCUUCCAAUAUCUGCUAUUUGGGUUUAA
Bombina bombina (fire-bellied toad) is the source of this 2028-nucleotide messenger RNA. Its product is annotated as zona pellucida sperm-binding protein 4-like. Gene Ontology annotation, cellular component: egg coat. Gene Ontology annotation, biological process: binding of sperm to zona pellucida; prevention of polyspermy. Gene Ontology annotation, molecular function: acrosin binding; structural constituent of egg coat. The transcript has 14 exons. Bases 1 to 2028 code for a protein of 675 amino acids. The record is from RefSeq and is a predicted model, not a curated record. NCBI's taxonomy places the organism in Eukaryota, Metazoa, Chordata, Amphibia, Anura, Bombinatoridae.